Messenger RNA from Aspergillus terreus NIH2624, 423 nucleotides. Its product is annotated as translocation channel protein TIM22. Gene Ontology annotation, molecular function: transmembrane protein transporter activity. The transcript has 2 exons. Gene Ontology annotation, cellular component: TIM22 mitochondrial import inner membrane insertion complex. Gene Ontology annotation, biological process: protein insertion into mitochondrial inner membrane. The record is from RefSeq and is a predicted model, not a curated record. Lineage: Eukaryota; Fungi; Ascomycota; Eurotiomycetes; Eurotiales; Aspergillaceae. The coding region runs from base 1 to 423 and encodes 140 amino acids.
AUGGAAUCCUGCCCGAUCAAGACAGUGAUUUCCGGUACGAUGGGUUUCGGUCUGGGAGGUGUCUUUGGAUUGUUCAUGGCGAGCAUGUCCUACGAUUCCACCUUCACCCCGCAAGGCAAAGCCAUCAUGGACCUCCCCUGGCGCGAACAAGUCCGCCGCGGCUUCAAAGACAUGGGCUCGCGGUCGUGGUCGUCGGCCAAGAACUUCGGCAUCGUCGGCGCCCUGUACUCCGGCACCGAGUGUUGCAUCGAGGGCCUGCGCGCAAAGAACGACCUCACCAACAGCGUCGCGGCGGGCUGCAUCACGGGCGGCAUUCUCGGCGCGAAGGCCGGGCCCCAGGCGGCGGCGGCUGGGUGUGCGGGUUUUGCGGCGUUCAGUGCGGCGAUCGAUGCUUAUAUGCGGAUGCCGUCGGAGAGUGAUUGA